AGUAGUAAAGGUACAUUCAUAAUAUCAAGAUACACUAAGUCAACGGUGAAUUAGCAAUUUUUUUAUUCACAAGUAAGUAUUUGUUUUUAAAACGGACCUUUUUCAAACCGGAUUUACAUGUUCGUUCAAACUAGCUUGUUUGGCUCCACAAUGUUUGCGUUUUUAGGUUGAAGUCUUUGUUAAAAAGGAGGAAAACUUAUAUGUAUUUUUACGUAAAACUGGGCGAGUUUCGGUAAGCCCCGAACAAAGCAGCAAACUAUUAACUUUGACGCAUUACUCAGACCACUUUCAGUACCGAUAAGUAGUAAAAGUCACAAAUUUCGAGGAUUCCUGAACGCCUCAAAGACGGCUGCCAUCAUUGGAGCGUCAAGAUGGUGAAGUUCGGGCUGCAGUUCAAAGCCAACCUGGAAAAUGUGACAAAUGUAAGGCCGCUGGGGGAAGACUUCCGCUGGUUUCUGAAGCUAAAGUGUGGAAACUGUGGGGAGGUCCCGGAUAAAUGGCAGUAUGUGACUCUAAUGGAGAGCGUUCCGCUGAAAGGAGGCCGAGGGAGCGCCAGCAUGGUCCAGAAAUGCAAACUUUGUGCGAGGGAGAAUUCGAUAGAUAUCCUGAGAGACACCAUUACCCCUUAUAAUGCGUCGGACAACGACAAAUUCAAGACGAUGGUGCAGUUCGAGUGUCGGGGCCUGGAGCCGGUUGACUUCCAGCCGCAGGCCGGUUUUGCUGCAGAGGGAGCCGAGACUGGAACGCCAUUUCCUGAAGUCAACCUGCUAGAAAAGUCCUCUUGUUGCGCAUUUUAGGACUGGAACGACUACGAUGACAAAGCCAAGGAGUCUGUGGGAAUCUAUGAGGUCACGCAUCGAUUCGUCAAGUGUUGAUGUUCGUUUACGUUUGGUGGAUUAUGCUCAAUAGACAUGAACCUUGUGCAUUGUUUUAAUAAAAGUGAAGAUGAUGA
Messenger RNA from Gambusia affinis (western mosquitofish), 952 nucleotides. It is a transcript of the gene czib, whose product is annotated as CXXC motif containing zinc binding protein. The coding region runs from base 372 to 797 and encodes 141 amino acids. The transcript is spliced from 8 exons. NCBI's taxonomy places the organism in Eukaryota, Metazoa, Chordata, Actinopteri, Cyprinodontiformes, Poeciliidae. The record is from RefSeq and is a predicted model, not a curated record. Gene Ontology annotation, molecular function: zinc ion binding.